Molecule: messenger RNA, 761 nt
Organism: Hyalella azteca
Lineage: Eukaryota; Metazoa; Arthropoda; Malacostraca; Amphipoda; Hyalellidae
Exons: 2
Coding region: 27-404 (125 amino acids)
Source: RefSeq, a predicted model, not a curated record
ACGUGUGAGGCCACUGGCGCCCCUCCAUGGUCGAGGCCUCUGAGGCCUUCCUGCUGCACGCCCAGGACCUGGCCCAGGUGGCCCAGCACCAGGCCCGGCUUGGGGCCAAGUGUGCCCAGCACGGCGUGCCUCACCAGCCCCAGAUGUUCGAGGUGCAGCCUGGGCCUCAGUACCUCGUGGCCCUGGAAGAGGCCACGUGGAGGUUCACGGAGCCUCUCGCGUGCCUCGACGCGCUGUUCUGCACGUACCACGUGCUUGGCCUCACGUACCAGCCCGCGUGCAGGAACACGUGGGUGCUCGUGCAGCGCCUCUUGUACGACAUUGAGGCCACCGACGACCGCCUCGCGCCCUGCGUGUCUGUCCUCGUCAACGAGCUUAGUGCCUCACCUACGUGCUCCACGUGAGCCUCAUACACGUGCUCCACGUGAGCCUCACCUACGUGCUCCACGUGAGCCUCACCUACGUGCUCCACGUGAGCCUCACCUACGUGCUCCACGUGAGCCUCACCUACGUGCUCCACGUGAGCCUCAUCUACGUGCUCCACGUGAGCCUCACCUACGUGCUCCACGUGAGCCUCACCUACGUGCUCCACGUGAGCCUCAUACUACACGUGUGCGCCUCCUCCACGUGCGCCUUCAUUCCAAUUAACACUCAGUGAAAUAUGGACAAAUUACACGUAUUUCUGAUCACAAAAUUGUUUAUCAAUGCGAAUAAGCUUCGAUAUUUUUAUUUUUUUGUUAAUGAUUUUAUGAAAUAUUUUU